Molecule: messenger RNA, 5936 nt
Organism: Limulus polyphemus (Atlantic horseshoe crab)
Lineage: Eukaryota; Metazoa; Arthropoda; Merostomata; Xiphosura; Limulidae
Product: G-protein coupled receptor Mth2-like
Exons: 3
Coding region: 1267-2532 (421 amino acids)
Biological process (GO): G protein-coupled receptor signaling pathway; cell surface receptor signaling pathway
Cellular component (GO): membrane
Molecular function (GO): G protein-coupled receptor activity
Source: RefSeq, a predicted model, not a curated record
CGCGUUGUCUUUUGUCUAUAAGAAAGAUAGAAAACUUUAUAUUUCAGUCUUAAGUUCAACUGUUUAUGUAUCUUUUGUUGGAAUUGAGUCGUUGAGAGAAUAAGACAUUAUCUAGCAGGUUGAAAAUCACGAGAAUCGUCCUUUUCCUUGACUUCACACUUUACUGACAACCAAAGUGGAAGGAAAGGGUUGUCACGUGGCUUUUCUACCGCAAUCUGUGAAGAUCAUCUCCACUGAGAACAGGUGAAUAUAGUCCCACGAGCACCAGUUGUACUCUACCGUGAAAUCUGUAGAGAAGUGUUAAUAAAAAAACUGUUAACUCAUCAUCAAACCUGCUAAUAGAAACACUGAUGCAGUUACAGCAAGAUUUGUUGACAAAGAGCAUAACUAUCACCGAACUUGUCAAUGACGAAUAUUGUCACAUUUAUGGGAAGAGUUGUCAACAUAGAGCAUAACCAUCAUCGAACUUGUCAAUGACGAAUAUUGUCACAUUUAUGUGAAGAGUUGUCAACAUAGAGCAUAAUCAUCAUCGAACUUGUCAAUGACGAAUAUUGUCACAUUUAUGGGAAGAGUUGUCAACAUAGAGCAUAACCAUCAUCGAACUUGUCAAUGACGAAUAUUGUCACAUUUGUGGGAAGAGUUGUCAACAUAGAGCAUAACCAUCAUCCAAUCUACCAAAGAAAACAUUGCUACAUUUGUGGAAAUAGUUGUCUACAAAGAACAUAAUAAUUGUCCAACCUACCAAAAGAAAACAUUGCUACAUCUGUGGAAAUAGUUGUCUGGAAAGAACACAACCAUUAUCCAUCAUACCAACAGUAAAAUUUAGUUGUCAAUAAGCGGUUUAACCACAUUCCAACCAAUAAAUUGUAGAUAUUGUAACAGUAAUAGAAAAAGCUGGCACUAAAGGUUAUUAUCAUAAUCCAACCUACUAACAUUCGACAUUGUUACUUGUGUAGAAAAACUAAUUAAUCCACAAACAGCUAAACCGUCUUUCGUUUUGGUGAUGAUAACAUUCCGUCUAUAGAAAUGAAAUAAAGCACAAUUCUUCUAUGAAAGCAUACAAGUUUCUAAAAGCAUGAAAUAUAGAACAAGGCAUCUCAGUCAUAUUGGAAAAUUAAGAUAACAAACUGAUUUUUAAACCAGCUGAACUCAAAUUCUGCUGAAAUAAUAGAAUAAGUCAUAUCAUCAGUUAAAGGGAAAGAUAAUUAAAACUGGCGUGAACUUAACUGUCCGUACUUAAACCCAUGACAGAGUUAGGUAGUAAGCAUGAAUACGUUUGUUGUGUGUCUACUCCUUACUUGUGAUCUCAUUAAAGCACAAAACUUUACCGUUGGUAAAGUAAACACACCUAUUCAAAUUAUUAUCAUGAAUAAUGAGCUCAAAGAGAAUGACUCUUACAGUUCCGAGUUUCGCAACUGUUCCAAAGUUACGUUCAGAAAAGAAGAAUUUCACUUUCUGAAUAACAACACUAUUUCCAUUCCAAUCUACAAGAAGGUCUAUAAUGACUCAUGGUACAGGAUAGAAGGAGAAGACGUGGUAGUCUGUCAAUUAUAUUUUCCCACGUUUGUAUCUUAUAUGGCUUAUAUAACAUUUGUUGGCUUAGGAAUUUCUAUAUUUUGUCUUAUUCUUCAUUUGAUUCUUUUGUUAUAUAUUCCAUAUUUCCGAAAUACCGCAGGAAGGAACCUUGCUUCUCUUGUGUUGUCCUUGUUGGUUGCCUUCAGUGCUUUUCUUGUCGGAGAAAGUGAUUUCAUUUCACCUUCUGAUUGCAACAGAGUCGCAGUUGUGACGUAUUACUUCUUUCUUGCCUCUCUCUUCUGGAUGAAUGUUCUAGCCCUUGAUGUAUUCAGAACCAUCAGACUUGGCGCUACAGAAUUCCGUGUGGUUAGAGAAAAACAAUGGCAAAGGUUCUUGGUCUACUCACUCUAUGCUUGGGUAAGUCCUCUGGCGAUAGUUAUAUUUGCUGUAGUAGUUGAUCAAAAUGAAAACUUCCCAGAAGAAUUUAGACCAGGGUUUGGCUUAUUCUCUAAUUGUUGGUUCAGUCACAGAAGUGCAAUUUUUGUAUUUUUUGCUGUUCCCAUGUUGAUCACCAUGGUUGCCAACGUUGUGUUCUUCCUAACUAGUGCAUACUGGAUCAAGACCGUAGGAAGCACGAUAAGCGCUCUGCAAGGGAAAACACCUCGGAGAAACUGUGUUGUGUACUCCAGGCUAGCUGUCAUAUUGGGAUUUACGUGGAUAGUUGGACUUAUCGCUAGUUACUCAGACAUAAACUGGCUGAAGUGUAUGUUUGUAAUUCUGAAUUCAGCUCAAGGUCUGUUUAUCCUUCUCGCAUUUUCCCGCACAACGAAUGUAAGCGCUUUUCUUCGAGUUAAGGCUUUUGCUGCAACCAGAAGGUUCAGGAACACCAACCACCAAUCUCCUCCAGACCUACUGUUACAUGCCUCACGAGCAUCCAGAAAUACAGUAAUAGAACUCUUAGAGAAUACUCAACAAUCCUCAACAGCUUCCCAAAAUAGGGAAAUAAAUACCUUGUAGUCAGUAGACAAACACAACACGGAAUUAAAUACCUUGUAAUCAGUGGACAAACAAAACACGGAAAUAAAUACUUUGUAGUCAGGGAUCAAACAAAACACGGAAUUAAACACCUUGUAGUCAGAGGUCAAACAAAGCACGGAAUUAAGUACCUUGUAGUCAAUGAACAAACAAAGCACGGAAUUAAAUACCUUGUAGUAAGCGGCCAAACAUAACAUGGAAUUAAGUACCUUGUAGUCAGAGGUAAAAAAAGCACGGAAUUAAAUACUUUGUAUUCUGUUUGUUUGAAGUUAAGCACAAAGCUACACCAUGGGCUAUCUGUGCUCUGCCCACCACGGGUAUCGAAGCCCGGUUUCUAGCUUUGAAAGUCCGCAGUCAUACCGCUGUGUCACUGGGGGCACUUUGUAGUCAACGGUUUGAUUUGAUUUGUCUGAAGUUAAGCACAAAGCCACACAAUGGGCUAUCUGUGCUCUACCCACCACGGGUAUCGAAACCCGGUUUCUAGCGUUGUACAUACCGCUGUGCCACUGAAGGGGGGGGGCGUAGUCAACGGCCACACAAAACACGGAAUUAAAUCUUAUAGUCAACAGUCAAACAAAGCGCGGAAUUAAAUACCUUGUAGUGAGCAAUGAAAUAAAGGGUGUAGAAGUAAAUACCUUGUAAUAAUACUUUAUUUUUUAAGUUCAUAAAUCUUCUGUAUGUAAAUGAGAAUAUAUAUAUAUGUUCGCGACUCAUAAAGAGAUAAAUGUCAAUUUUUUUAUUUGUGCUUCCUGAGUUUAAUUAUCGUUUAAAAGGUAGUCUCUUUUGUUAACAACUUUACUCUAAAACUUUCCAUUGACACUGGAAAUACAAAGGAGUAGUACGUUAUAUUAAAGCGAUUUAGGAGCCUAACCACGUCGUUAAAAUCCAUGUCGCUACAUCCGGUCGUACUCUACCUGACGACCGUGCAUUUUGAUAAUAGUCUAGCAGCAUAGUUUCCACUGCAAAAGACUCUGUCGUAAGGGUUUGAUGUCAAAAACAUACCACUCAUCUUUGCGUGCUUUCCACACUUCACCUAAGUAACCUGUAUUGCUUUUCCAGACGGAAAUUUUUGUGGUUUAUGUUUGGUACUGCUGCUAUGCCAGGGACACGCGGGCGGCUUUUGCCACUGAUUUUUGUGUCCGUAGAUUCCCACCUGUUACAAGAGACUACACUUUGUUUACCACAGCUGGGGUGCGAUUUGUUGCGGUUCUCUUUCUGGAUAUCUAGUGUUCACAAGUUAAUCAAUAUUCCUUUUAUUUAGUGUUUCUUAAUGGCAUUAAGUACAUGGGUUAUCCCCGUUUUGGAAAUUCUAAAUCCUCGAUUUGAACAUACCUUCAUUUCUGAGUGUAUGAAUAUUUUGUGUUCGAAAGGUCAGAUACACACCCUUCGCUACCAAUAUUUGGUAGCAUCAAACAAUGUAGUUGUAAUACAAUCUGUUCCACUGCCACUUUUCAUCGACUGUGGGUGGCACUGGCUUGGUGAUUUAUGUAUACAAAACAUUUUUUAAUAUAACGUACUCAACACUGUAUUUUUAAAACUUAAAUUUUGACAAAACAAGUUUUUGAUUUCUUUGUGUCGUCAGGUCGGCUUGAUUACAACAUUGUUUAGAAGAAUUAAUUAUAGCACUAAUUUGUACGAUGUUCACAACAUAGUAUGAAACGUUGUUUAAAAUAGUCGUUUAUGAGGUUAACUUGUACGUUGUUUACAACAUUAUUGAAACGUUGUUUAAAACAGUCGCUUAGAACAUUAACUUAUAAAGUGUUUAUAACAUUGUUGAAACGUGGUUUAAAAUAGUCCAUUAGAACACUAACUUGUACAUUGUCUCAACAAAGUAUUAAACGUGGUGUAAAAUAGUCCAUUAGAACACUAACUUGUACAGUGUUUCAACAAAGUAUUAAACGUGGUUUAAAAUAGUCCAUUAGAACACUAACUUGUACAGUGUUUCAACAAAGUAUUAAACGUGGUUUAAAAUAGUCCAUUAGAACACUAACUUGUACAUUGUCUCAACAAAUUAUUAAACGUGGUUUAAAAUAGUCCUUUAGAACAAAACUUGUACAGUGUGUACAAAAUAGGUCCCCCAGUGGGACAGUGGUAAGUCUUCGGACUUACAACGCUUAACUAAUCAUUUUUUGUUCAUUAAUCCUACAAAAACAAACUUAUUAUAUGUAAUCUGUAAUUAUUUUUGCUAUACCAACAUAAACACAUCGUGGAAUCUUUGCCCUCAUAGGAUGUGAUUGCGAGUGUAAUAAUAAGUGUAAAAUCCAUUAGUUACAACUCACAAGAAACAGUUUUUAAUUAUUUAAGUCAUUAUAAACCUCCCCUCUUAUAAAUAAUUCUCUUUCUCGAGCUUAACACAAACCGAACUUCUUGGACACCAUUUGACCUAUCAGUUUGACCCGGAAUUUGAUCCCUAAUCAAUAAGGAAACCCUGGAUACUGUCAGAAAGUCAGAUUUAACCACUAAAAUAAAACUGCCUUCUUGGAGUGAUAUGACAUUUUUGUUUCGUAAAGAGCAUAUAUCUUUACACACACUUAAGAAAAUAUUGUUUUCCUGUAAUAUAGAGAUUUGUAAUUUUAUGUUACAUCCGUUGUCAAUAGUACAAAUUCAGAAACUUGUCUUGUCUUCUUAGAUUACUACACGUGAACUGAUCCAAUUUGAGAUUUAAAGAAUAUCUGCCAAUGAUACUUGUUGCGACUGACCACUUUGUGCUUUGGCAAUGUGUUGUUUUUUGAAUAACGCUUAUAUGAAAUGUCAGAAUGACCACAAAUAGUGAAUUCUCAGAUAUCCAACGAUUUCUCGAAUCAAGGAGAAACUAAUUUUGCCAAAUAAUUUUUUACUGUCCUUACUUCUCUUCAAUUAACAAAAAUGGUUACUUUUUACUAAUAUAAUAUGGUCUAUAACUAUAAAAAUAAUAGUAAUUUUUGGCAAGAAAAUGGAUUAGUGAAAAACAGUUUUCCUCUAUAUAUUUGCAAGAAACCAAUCAGGGGAAGAAGAUGAAAUGUGAAACCAAUCAAAACGUUAUGAAGGCAAAAAAAAGUUCGUUUGUUUUUUUCUCAGGAAAUUUGUUAAAUAGCUGUCAUAAAAGUCAGCUGUGUAUUUCUGAGGUUUAGUCCACAAUCCUUCAAUUGAUAUCAGCAUUUUGUGUAAUUUUAAGUACUUACAGUUGAAAUCAGUUUUUAGUGAAUAGUCAGUUUACCAGCACUGUUAGUUUCUUAGGAUCUUGUUGCUAUAUUAUCAGUAUAUUACAUGCGGUUUUCUUUAUAAUUGUUUCAUUUACUUCACGUAGCAUCUUCUUCACUCGAUUCUUCCAUUUUAAAGUGAUGUAUCUAUAUAUAUAAAAAAGGAAGUUUGUUUAUUUGUUUGCUAUAGGAAACCAAACGGUUGAA